This is a messenger RNA of Setaria italica (foxtail millet), 2580 nucleotides long. Its product is annotated as C-terminal binding protein AN. The record is from RefSeq and is a predicted model, not a curated record. The transcript has 7 exons. Gene Ontology annotation, biological process: microtubule cytoskeleton organization. Gene Ontology annotation, molecular function: NAD binding. The coding region runs from base 346 to 2262 and encodes 638 amino acids. Lineage: Eukaryota; Viridiplantae; Streptophyta; Magnoliopsida; Poales; Poaceae.
CACGGUCACGGAGCACGAUGCUAACCGCUGACGAAUGUUCCGUGAAGAAUGUCACCGGCUCACCGGGACAGUUGAGCCGAGCGGUAACUACCGUGCACCGCAUCACGAGAGGCACGAGCGCAACCUCGGAACGCUACAAGAUCUGACGGCGGCGACGCUCCCCUCGUGACCACCCCCCGUGGGGCUACCACUCUGACACCCGCAGUCCUCUCCUCCCCCCAAAGCAAAGCCAAGCAAAGGCAAAGCCCCCGUCCGGCGCCGGAAGUCCUGGACCAAAACCCGCCACAGCCUUGGCCCCGCCCCGCCCCGCUCCCGAUCCGGCCGCCCCAAGCCGAGCCAGCCAGGAUGUCCCAUUCGCCGGCGCCCAGCGGCGGCGGGGGGCAGCAGCCGCUGGUCGUCUCGCUCAACUGCCUCGACGACCCCUCGCUGGAGCAGGAGGGCCUGGCCGGCGUGGCCGCGGUCGAGCACGUGCCCCUCUCCGCCGUCGCCUCGGGCCGCGUCGAGGCCGCCGCCGCCGUGCUCCUCCCCUCCCUCGCCUUCCUCCCGCGCGCCGCCCAGCGCCGCCUGCGGCCCUGGCAGCUCCUGCUCUGCCUCGGCUCCGCGGACCGCGCCGCCGACGCCGCCCUCGCCGCCGACCUCGGCCUCCGCCUCGUCCACGUCGACGCCAACCGCGCCGAGGAGGUCGCCGACACCGUCAUGGCGCUCAUCCUCGGCCUGCUCCGCCGGACGCACCUGCUCUCGCGCCAGGCUUCCUCGGCCCCGGCCGCGGUCGCCGCCGGAUGGCUCGGCUCCGUCCAGCCGAUGUGCCGCGGCAUGCGGCGAUGCCGCGGCCUCGUGCUGGGCAUCAUUGGCCGGUCCGCCGCCGCCCGCUGCCUCGCGACGCGCAGCCUCGCAUUUCGGAUGAGCGUGCUCUACUUCGAUCCGCGCUAUGUGGCCAAUGGGGAAACAAAGAGGCCUUCUAUUGUGUUUCCUUCUGCAGCGAGGAGAAUGGAUACUCUCAACGAUUUAUUAGCAGCAAGUGACCUUGUUUCACUGCAUUGUGCGUUAACGAAUGACACCAUGCAUAUACUUAACGCAGACUGUCUGCAGCACAUAAAACCUGGAGCUUUCAUUGUCAAUACUGGUAGUUGCCAGCUUAUAGAUGACUGUGCACUCAAACAGCUCUUGAUUGAUGGUACCAUAGCUGGUUGCGCAUUGGAUGGUGCUGAAGGUCCACAGUGGAUGGAAGCAUGGGUGAGGGAGAUGCCAAAUGUUUUAAUUCUUCCACGGAGUGCAGAUUACAGCGAAGAAGUGUGGAUGGAAAUAAGAGAGAAAGCAAUCACUAUGUUACAGUCCUUUUUCUUUGAUGGUAUUCUUCCAACUAGUGCAAUUUCUGAUGAAGAUGAUGAAAUAAGUGAAGCUGGAAAUGAAGAUGAUCAUCUAGACACACAGGCAAAAGAUAGCCAGUCACAGAUUUUUGAUGCUGAAAUAGAUGAAAGCCACUUAACUCUGGAGUAUGAAAAGAAAAGAGCCGUGUCCCACCAUAAAGAGCCUCAGGCUUCUGGAAAAUCUGUAAACAUUGGCUCCCGAUCUGAAGGAAGGCGUAGUCGAUCAGGAAAGAAAGGAAAAAAGAGGCCUGCUCAUCGCAGAUCUCAGCAGAAACCUGAUGACUUGUCUGCUGUAGAGAGUGAUAGUAAUUAUUCCUCACGGAGAGAUGAUGACACUGCAAUGAGUAGCAGGGACCAGGUUGUAAGUUCCAGUUCACGAUUUGCCUCUCCUGAGGACUCAAAAUACAAGCAGAAAUCUCUUGUUGAUUCACCAAUGGAAAUAACAUCUGAAAAGAAGGUGCCUAUACUGCUCAGUAGAAAAUAUCCUGAUAAACUGAAAGAUGGUUUUGUUGUUGCAUUGAGAGCAAGAGAUAAUUCAGGGUACCAUGUUGCGAGACAGAGAGUAGUUGGUGGUGGUGGCUGGAUUCUUGAUGUUGUGUCAAAUGCUACAAACAGAGAUCCUGCUGCUCAGUUCCUAGUUACUUUCAAAAACAAGGAUACUAUGGGGCUACGAUCCUUUGUUGCUGGUGGUAAACUACUGCAGAUUAAUAGGAAGACGGAGUUUGUAUUUGCAAGCCAUUCUUUCGAUGUUUGGGAAAGCUGGAUGCUGGAUGGUUCUUUGCUGGAGGGUUGUAAGCUUAUCAACUGCAGAAAUCCAUCGGCUGUUCUGGACGUGUGCAUUGAGAUCCUUGCAGCUGCAAGUGAAGAAGAUGGAGUCACUCGGUGGCUUGAUUAGCCACGCUGGCCGCUGGGGGCUGCAAAAAUGAACUGACUGAUCAUUACUGUUUGGUUCUGCUUGCUUCCGGUUUUUUCUUUCUGCUCAAAUUUUGGUUUCUCUGAUACAGGAACCCCUGUAGCUGUAGGCACAUCAUGUGCACAUCACGUUUGUUAGUACUGUCGUUAUUGUCGUGUAGCCAUCCUCGUGCCACACGCUUCUGGCGAUGCAAGACUGCAUAUCGUGUUAGUAAUAGGAGUACACAUGCACAAGCGUGGUUGAUGCUGACUUGAGCGUACAGGUAAACUGCUGAAGGCAGCCGCUGCUGCAUUUUAACAA